Messenger RNA from Polyodon spathula (Mississippi paddlefish), 3328 nucleotides. RefSeq names its product src substrate cortactin-like. The record is from RefSeq and is a predicted model, not a curated record. NCBI's taxonomy places the organism in Eukaryota, Metazoa, Chordata, Actinopteri, Acipenseriformes, Polyodontidae. The coding region runs from base 113 to 1768 and encodes 551 amino acids. Gene Ontology annotation, molecular function: actin filament binding. Gene Ontology annotation, cellular component: site of polarized growth; cortical actin cytoskeleton; actin filament. The transcript has 17 exons. Gene Ontology annotation, biological process: regulation of actin filament polymerization.
AAGACUUUGGGAGAGCCGGAAGAGCACUGGGAACUGCGUGGAUACAGCUGAGACGGACGGUCCAGGGGCUAGAAAUAUAUUUUAUUAACUAAAAGAAAAGGAAAUCUUAGAAAUGUGGAAAGCAGCUGCAGGCCAAUCUGUUUCCAUCCAGCCAGAGGAUGCAGGUGAUGACUGGGAGACAGAUCCUGACUUUGAGAACGACGUGUCUGAGAAAGAACAGAGAUGGGGUGCGAAGACAAUCGAAGGAUCUGGACAUCAGGAACAUAUUGACAUUCAUAAACUGCGGGAGAACGUCUCUGACGAGCACCACAGCUUGAAGCAGAAGGAACUGGAAAACAUGCCUAAAGCAUCCCACGGCUACGGGGGGAAGUUCGGUGUGCAGCAGGACCGAAUGGAUAAGUCUGCUGUAGGCAACGAGUACCAGAGCAAACUUUCCAAGCAUUGCUCCCAGACAGAUUCAGUCAAGGGGUUUGGUGGGAAGUUUGGUGUACAGGCAGACCGAGUUGACCAGUCUGCUGUUGGAUUUGAAUAUGCUGGCAAGACCGAAAAACAUGCCUCACAAAAAGACUACUCAUCUGGUUUUGGGGGGAGAUAUGGUGUACAGGCUGAUCGUGUUGACCAGAGUGCAGUAGGCUUCGAUUACCAGGGAAAACUUGAAAAACACGAGUCCCAGAAAGAUUAUUCUAAAGGUUUUGGUGGAAAAUAUGGAGUGGAAAUGGACAAAGUGGACAAAAACGCAGUUGGCUUUGAGUAUCAAGGGAAGACUGAGAAGCACGAGUCCCAGAAAGACUAUGUAAAGGGGUUUGGAGGGAAGUUUGGUGUCCAGACAGAUAGACAGGAUAAGUCUGCCCUCGGCUGGGAUCACCAGGAGAAAUUACAGCUGCACGAGUCUCAGAAAGAUUAUAAGAAAGGGUUCGGAGGGAAAUACGGUGUUCAGAUGGAGAGGCAGGACAAAGCUGCCAUGGGCUUUGAAUACAAGGAGAAACUGGCCAAGCACGAGUCCCAGCAAGACUAUUCAAAGGGCUUUGGUGGAAAAUACGGAGUACAGCAGGACAGAAUGGACAAGUGUGCAGGUACCUUUGAUGAGGUUCAAAAGCCAGCUCCAGCCUAUCAAAGGACUAAACCUGUUGAAGCAGCUGGAAGCAGUGCUAGCAGCAUCAAAGCCAGGUUUGAGAACAUUGCCAAGCAGAAGGAGGAGGAGGACAGAAAAAAGGGUGAAGAAGAGAGAGCCAGACGAGUGGCCAAGGAGAAGCAAGAGCAGGACGAGGCCAGGAGGAAGAUAGAGGAGCAGGCCAAAGCUGAAAAGCAGCGGACUGUAGAGCGGGCACCAGAACCAGAUCCUGCCCCCCAGCCCACUCUCCAAGAGAAACCACCCAGCCCAGCAUACCAGGAACAAUGUUUGUAUGAAGAGCCAACCGACAGAGACUCGGCUCCCUGUUCAAACCAGUACGAAGCAGAACCCCCUUCUCAUGCACAGGAGCCAGAGUAUGAGGAUGCUACAUAUGAGCCCCAGCAAGAAGCAGCCUACCAGAAUCCAGACGAAGUGCAGUAUCAAGGAGACGGACAGAAUUAUGCAGAGUGUGGGGAUGACCUUGGACUCACUGCAGUGGCUCUGUACGACUAUCAAGCUGCUGGCGAUGACGAGAUUUCCUUCGACCCUGAUGACAUCAUCACAAACAUUGAAAUGAUUGACGAGGGCUGGUGGAGGGGAGUGUGUAAAACUGCAUACGGGCUUUUCCCUGCCAAUUACGUUGAGCUCAGGCAAUGAAGCGCUUACCUGCUGAAUGGCUUUGCCUUAACUACCAUCUGCAGUUCAGUCCCCAAUUAUUCUGGAAAUGCUCGGAACUUUGGCUGUGCCACUUACAAUACUGUAAUGUGUAUAAUUUCUAAAUUGUCAAAUUUUUCCACUCUUUGAGUUAAGGCUAGGGACCUAUCUUUUUCUUCUCUCUCCAACAAAUGCUGCUUCCAAGUUCAUGCCACUCUGUGUCAAAGAAUGUGCAUUAUGGUAUUAUCAAAUAAAUCCAUCUGUAGUAAGGAAUCAUAUGCUGGCAUCCAAAUCAAGCUGAAAUGUGUUCAAAGCAAUGUAUUUGCAAUAAAAGAGAUUACCAUGUUGCUCUAGAGGGUACGCUAUGGAGCACAUAACAGGCUAGCGUUUUUCUCCAGUUUUUAGGACUAUCUAAUAAAAGUAAAUCAUAAAUAAUGUAUGGUUUGGAAGUCGCAGAUGUGGUUCCCAGUUUGGUUUUUAGAUGUGCAUAAAUAUAGAUGUCCCAAAAGUUGAUAUGGAUUUACUAAAACAUUUUAUAACCAAGGGUUAAUAUAGAAUUAAGUUAUCACCAAAGAUUUUUAAAGUAUAUUGCACAUUUCCAUUGGAAAUACUGCAUUAAUGUGGAAAACAAUACUUUUAAUGUAAUUGAAUAAAUAUGGAACAGACAGAGUUGCUUGUGGAAAAGGCAUGUGGUGAACUGAAAUAGUAUAUUGCUGUUGAUGCUAAUUUGACUUUUCUUUUAGCACAGUGUGCUAUGUAAUACUUGUGCUAGCUGGGAUAGCUGUUUUUUCUUUCUGUUCUGUAUCUGGGAUACUAAUGGCAAGUUAAUGGUGAGUAGUUUUUGACUUGGGGAAGGAAAACUAAAAUUCUGUAUGAGAACUGUAUUAAUUUGCACAUUCUGUCAAAUACUUUAACGAAACUGGUCUUGCUCUUACAAAAACAAAACAAAGCAUUUGAAUAUGUAUAAGAUAUUAUACAGUGAUAUUUCAGGUGGUUUUAAAACAUCCCAGCCUCAGUGUUAAAAUCCAGUGGCCCUAUGCAUAAGCUAAUAUUCCAGGAAAUUGCAUUUAAGUCAUGAUUUCAAGAAUUUGAGCUUUGUGUUUAUUUUAUCAACACAAAAGCUGUAUACUGAAUGACAUUCAUUAUUUAACUGUGAUGUCAUCCCACUCAUGCAUGGGGCCAUUGUCCUAUGAUUCAGUAUGGCCAAUCAUAAACUUUGACCAAUUAAAUGUUAGAAAAAUGUUGAGUAAAAAUGAAGGGGAAAGGGGUUGCAUUUACUUCAAGCAUAGUUCAAAUAUAAAUUUCCAUAGAUUACAUUAUUUUGCUAAUGGUUAUGACCAUCCUUAACAGUUGAUGUGCAUGUAAUCACCUUAUUGUUUUAGUGAUGCCUUUGUUUAUUACAGGUCUAUGUAUUUGUUUAAUCAUCUUGGGUUGGGUUUUGAUAAUAAAGUUGCCUUUUCCAGUAUAUUAUUUUUCUCUUUUAAAUCAGCUUGCAUAAUAGACUACAUGCGAACAUUUGCAGAUUGUUUUUUUUUCUAAGUGAAUAAAGUUUUCAGUCAAGUG